This is a messenger RNA of Alligator sinensis (Chinese alligator), 11759 nucleotides long. RefSeq names its product NEDD4 binding protein 2 (gene N4BP2). The record is from RefSeq and is a predicted model, not a curated record. The coding region runs from base 3117 to 8510 and encodes 1797 amino acids. Gene Ontology annotation, molecular function: ubiquitin binding. Lineage: Eukaryota; Metazoa; Chordata; Crocodylia; Alligatoridae. The transcript has 21 exons.
AGGUAUCCGUGCCUAGCUCCCCACCAUGGUUGGCUGAAUCUUUUCCUGACUGGCACUGAAGUGAGAACACCUUCAGGAUGGUUAAGAACUGUGCUGAAGACAUUAAAAUCAAAUGCCUAACUUGUAUGUGCAACAAUAUGGUUUCCUGACAGCAAGAGAAAAGUAUAUUCUAUAGCUACAAAGUCUUUAUGAAAGAAAGAUGAGAAGGAAUCCAUUGCUGGGCAGCACAGCUGGAGUAGUCAGUGAAGAUCAAAAUGGGCUGAAUAGUAUAUGGAAUUUGAGAAAUUGGAGGAUAAGGAGCUCAAGAAGAUGAAAUGCUAUACUGGAUCACACCACAUGUCUGUCGAGUCCAGUAUCCCAUAUUUGACAGUGACAGUAAGAUGCUGAGGGAAGGAGGUGUAUGAAUAUAGGGCCUAUCAAGAUUGAUCCGUCUCUUCAUGUCUUCCUUUACAGCUUCCAGCAUUCAGGAGCCUAGGAAAUCCUAAUGUGGAGGAUAUAUCCGAGCUAUCAUGUUUAAUAUCCACUGAUGGGCCUAUCCUGCAUAAACUUAUCUGGCCGUUAUAAACAUGGUUGAACUACCAGCCCCUACAACAUCUUGCAGCAAUGAGAUUCAUAAAUUAAUUAUACAAUGCCUAUAAAAGAACUUCUGUUCAUCUUAUUAUACCUGUUACCUAAUAAUUUAGUUGUAUAUUCUGUAAUUCUAAUAUUGUAAAAAAUGUGAAGUGAGAUCAGUCUUGCCUUCUGAUUUAGCCCCUUUAUGUGUAGCAUGAUUUACUAAGCCCUUGACCAAUGUUUUUAUUCUACUUCAUAUUAUAUAAAUAAAUUACUACCUAGAGAUUCUGGAGUCUUUCAAAUUUAGAUCAAUAUCCUUCAAAACUAAAAGAAAGGUAAUGAAAACAAUCUAUAAUAUUCUCCACACGGUUGACAAAGGCACUUCAGCUUGUGCAAGAUACUAACGGCAAUUUUUAUUUUAAUGCUGGCCUUCUAAAAAGAGAGAGAGCAACUUCUACUUUGAAAUUAGAUUAACAAAUAUAUAAGGAAUGUGUGUGGAAGUUGGGUCUGUACAUUUGGAAACAGAUCAAUUCUGGUCUGACAUAACUGCAAGAGAAUAAAGACUAAUUACUUAGCAUUCUGAAAUAACUUUACAAAAAUGUUUUUCUUACCUCAUCUCAGGUUUAGUAAUAUGGAUUUGAGGGCUAAGCUCUCUUCUUGUGAAGCAGGAGUGAUUUUCUUUUUAAUAUUCAUGUGGCAUUAUUUAGCUGUAGCUAAGCUCUGCCAUCAAGUCCAAGAAAAUAGGAAACUGUAAGGAGAAAAAUAAUAUUUUUUUCUUCUUCAAAGUUAAUAUUAUCCAAUGAGUAAAAUUUAAAACAUGCUCGUGAGAAAUUAAACACCCAGUUUCAGAAAAAGCAUAACAGAGAAAUAUGUGACCCAAAGAGUUAUCUAUUAUACUAUUUUACUUCUUUCUCUGAUUCUUCUUUUGCUUUCUUCAGUUUCUCAUUCAUUACCAUUCUUCCUUUACUUUUGGAAGUGAGGUAUCUCGUUCUGAUUUUGUGCAUUCUUUCAUCUCAUGACUUGCUUCACUCUUUCUUGACAUCCUCUUUGUUUCAGACUCCUUUUUUAAAUCUCUCUGAGCUCCACUUUGUUUUUUAUAGGGAGGCAGGAUUUUUUUCUGAGAUUCUUGAUGAUCCCGUUUUUGUAUCUAACUUAAUACAACCCAAGUGGGCCAACCACCAGUUCCUCUGGAACUUUUAAAAUUGUGUGUGUUUUCAUCUGACCAGAAGAGAUCACUGAAGAAUAAUAGGGAUUGUUACCAUCCUGUAGUACUAAAGAUGAUGCUCUCCUCAUACAUGCCCUGAUGAUGACCCAGGGAGAGAAGAGUCAAGUGUACUAGUAAAUUAUUAAGUGUGUUUGCUAGAUUGUUGGUGGACCAGUCAAGAUGGCCAUCACUGGGACAGUUCUUUUUAAGUAGAAAAAACCCAUAUUUUAAAAUCACUGAUCAUGGUGGUUCACUGUAAUUAAUCCAAGGUUCUUAGAUUUGUAGCGAGCCGUUUCAGGAUCCUGGUUACUACUCAGUUCUUUGUACUAAGUUUGUAGUGUUACCAGCUACUGUCAACUUGAAGAGAAAACCACAAACUGAAGUUUUUUCAUUAUGAAGAGUCAGAUGUUAGUUAAUGCAGUGAUUACAAUAAUUUUAAUGUGCUAUUACAUUUUAUUCCGUAAAAGUGGCAUUUGAAGGAUCUUAGAAAAAGGGGAUGGCCCCCCUCUCCUUUUCUAAUUUUUUAUGAUAAAUAUAGUUCUGAAAGUUUUUUUUAUCAAACUUCUGCUCAUUUAAUACUUUAGACAUGCUAUUUCUUUUUUUGUCUUGAUAGAAGACUUUUGGGAGAUGUUGGAUGUGUUUACUAUGAUCUUUAACACCUUCAUUAAAGGGCUGUAGGUCCUCAAUCUUCAAGAAAGAUUGCAUUUCCCCAAAACAUUUAACUAGUCAUCAAAAUUAAUCAUGUAUUGACAAAAAGUAUUUUAAACCAGGGGUAGGUAACCUCCUCCCCCUGCACAGGUGACAGAGCAUGGCGUGUGAAGGCAUUUUGCUUAGCACAUGUGCCUUGGGUUAGAUUGCAGGGGAGGGGCUGGGGCUUCAUUGGGCCCCUAGUGGCUCCCCUGCCAUCUGCCCCACCAUGCCAACAUUUAACAAGUCGAGGUUGCAGGUGUUUUUUGCACUUCCCAAAAAAAUUUUUGCCCCCUGUUUUAAAUUCUUUGCCCGAUAUUCCUUCCUUUUUCAUUUGCCCUCCUUCUGUAACAUCAUUAUGAUCGCUUGUUUGUUCAGACAAGACUUGAAUAUCUAAUUUAUAAAGAAAGAAGUAUAUGCGCUUUUUGUGGCCCUUUGAAAGAAGGAAAAACAACUCUCAGGAAAAAAAAGCUUUUCAGAUCUUUGCAUAUAUUUAAAAGGAAAUUCAUACAAAUUCAUUUGCAUAUUUCUCUACUGUUUUCCCUCUAGGUCUGCUACUGCUAAUAUGGGCAUUGGUGAUAUAAAAAGCGCAUCGUCUUGUUUUCUCUGAACUUGAGAUAAUCAACCUCGUGGGCAAAGUAAAAUAAAAAGGCAGCUGGUUUUGGAAAACAGAAUGCCAAAGAAACGAAAAAAUCCUGGUGUAAGUCCCUCUAGGAAGAUUGUGAACUCUGAUAGAACUGUUAAUACUGUUGAGGGACUGGAACCAUCAUCAAGAGAUAUGACCAUGUCACAGGAAAUGUACAGUGUCAAUAAAGAAGAGCUCUUCAACAGUAUGUCAGAAAUGUUUUCUGACCUGGAACCUACUGUGGUUUAUAUGGUUCUUUCUGAAUGUGAUUUUAAAGUUGAACAUGCAAUGGAUUGGCUGCUAGAACUGUCUACAGCUGCUAACGGUGUAGCAUCUUCAGAAGUCUCAGGGUUUGAUUCAGUAGCAUCAUCUCUAGCUCUUGUUCAGCAGCAAAGGUCUCUUGCAAAUGAAGCAAUGAUAGAAAGUUCUGCAAAAAAAGAUCCUGUAAAUUUAAAAAAAGAAACAGAAAAGGUCCUAUCGCCUGAUAUUCAGUUGACUGAAGAACUGGAUUCUUUGAUACAAAAUGCUUUUGAGAAAUACACACUGGAGGACAAAUUGCAAGCUACUGAAUACAGUAGUUCUAUUGCCAUUACUGAAUCUCCUGAAUGGAAAAAAUCCACAUUAGGCUGUAAUGGCAUGCUUUUUCAAUCUGAGAAAAACAAUGCAAAGUUAGAAAACUUCUCCUUUACAUGUAGUGCAAAGUGUUACAAAUCUCCUCAGCCAGGAGUACGUCAAUCAAGCCUUCAAACGAAAGAGAGAUCAUCAGCUGACAUGGACAAUUUUACACGGGUAUUAAAAGACUGUAGGCUGCCAGAUAUACAUGCUGACAAUGGUGCAGCUCCAGAAAUCAUUGAACUAAGAAACUGGGAAAUGGGUCAUAAAAAUCCCGAUCAAAUGCAAAAUGUUGUUUCCAAUGAUGAAAGUUUGAACUGUACUUCUGGUCAGUCCUCCCAUGAACUUCUAGAAUCUGGAACAGCUGUUUUUGGAAAUUCCAGUUCAAAAUGCUAUGAACAACAGGAAAAGGAUAUAGCUGCAUGCAGUGGCCAUAGAAACAUUUUUAUCCCUGAUGCAUUUACAUCUUUUGAAGGAUCCAGUUUCAAACCAUUAAAUCUCUCAGAUUUUCAGCAGUUUGAGCAUAGUUGUAACUUUAAUUUUUCUAUAUCACCACAGCAACUUCAUCAGCCUCCUUGGAAUCCAAUAGCUUCUGAGUUAUAUCCGUUAAGUGGAAGUCACAGCUUUGUAACUCCAGUUGCUAUCAGUCCUGGACAGUGGAGACCUGCUUCUGAUUUUAGGACUUUUGGAAAAGGAGUGCCUUUUUCCUCUUCAGUUGUUUCAAAUGUCCAAGAUAGCAAUGCUUCUCUGAAGAUAUGGGGACAUCAAGAUGGAAACCAAAAAAUGAACCUCUCUCAAGUACACCAGCCAUCUGUUUGUCACACGAUGAGAAAAAAAACACAUCUUGUAGGUCAAGUACUUGUUCUUCUCAGAGGGGUUCCAGGAUCAGGAAAAUCUUUUUUGGCAAGGAAUUUGCUAGAGGAUAACCCAAGUGGAAUUAUUCUCAGUACUGAUGAUUACUUUUAUAAAAAUGAACAAUACCAGUAUGAUGCAUAUUGCUUAGGAGAAGCACAUGCGUGGAAUAAAAUACAAGCAAAAAAAGCAUUUGAAAAGGGAGUAUCUCCUAUAAUAAUAGACAACACAAAUAUACAAGCAUGGGAAAUGAAGCCUUAUAUUGCUCUGGCUCAGCAGUACAAAUACAAAGUCAUGUUCCGAGAGCCAGAUACUUGGUGGAAGUUUAAACCAAAAGAACUCGAAAGGCGUAACAUUCAUGGUGUAUCCAAAGAAAAGAUCAAGAGAAUGUUGGAACGGUAUGAACGUUGUCUUAGUGUUAAUUCAGUCUUGAAUUCUCCAGUCCCAGACAAAUUGGAGAUUACUAUCUGGAAUGAAGAACCUACUCAGGAUGAAAACUGUGGAAAGAAAGAGACUCAUAGUUAUGUGAAAGAAGAAGGACCUUUGGCUUCUCUUUUGACAUCUCUUGAGUUAGCUGAAGAUAAAUCUGUAUCUGCUACACCUUCAGUACUAGAAAAUAGUUGUGUUAUUUCAGAUAAUAUGGAUAUAUACUUGUCAGAGCAUGAUGAAAAAGUGCUGUUGAAAAAAGAUGAAAAAACAGAAGAAAUGCAUAGAAUUAUUGAAACAGAAGCAAGUGAAACUGACACAGUCAUAUCUGAGGAGACAACAAGCUUGCAUAUAUGCUCUUGUGAAGCAGUUCAAGAAUACAGUGAUAACAAGAUCCUUGAAGAUCAAAGUGAAGUAGAUCAGUAUACUGAAAUUCCAUUAGAACCAGAAUUAAUACAAAUAAAAGACAUUAUGAAACAAAAUGAUUCAUUUUUAAUUACAUCGGUGAAGCCAGAGUUAUUAAACUUUGUAGGUGAUUGGCCUGUAGAACAGACAAUGGGGCAGAGAACCAGAAGGACUAGGAGAAUAGAAAAAUCAUCUGUGAUUAGUGAUGAAGAUAAUAAAGCCACCAGCCAGCCUCCUCUGGAAUCAUGUGAGGCACAAGUGGGCCUGGCUGAUAUUCAGCCUGGUGAAAAAAAACAGGAAGAAAUUUUACCUUGUGAUACUCCUUCUGUUUGUGGUACAGAAACAAAAGCAGCAGAAUUGGAGAUGGUGGGAGAUUGGCCUGCUUCAAACUCUUUAGAGCAGAGGCAGCACAGAUCAAGGAGAACACAAAAAACAAGUCAAAGCCAGCCUGAUGACGCUGGAAAUAGUAAAUGUGAUAUACACAAAAACACUCUCAGCACAGUGAAUGUGCUUCAUGGAACAUCUUUGGGCAUUGAAAAGCUACAGGAUGCAGAGAAGUCAAAUUUUCACAAAUUGGAAACAGUAACUAGUGAAAUUGUCAGUGAGAGAAAGCCACAACAAAAUAAGAGAACUCGGAAACACCAUAAAUUAGCUGUAACGUUUACCAACCAUGAUUUGGCCCUUUCCAAGCCAGAGGAACAGUUGUCUACUCCUAAUUCACUGGAAGAAAACCUGGAAAGACAUGCAUAUAAACAACUGAGCAGCUAUACGCAAACCGAGCCACAGGAUUUUGCUCUCUUGUGGAGAAUAGAGAAGAAAAUUAUCAUUUCUGAGAGUCCUAAAGUAUUAAAUAGUAGACUAGAUGGAUUCAGACCUAAAGAUAUGGAUUCUGCUUCAGAUUCUCUGGAAAAAAUACCGUAUAGAGUUACAUAUGAUAAAAGCACAUAUGUAGAAGAAAGUGAACUUACCAGUAUUGAUGAAUCUGAAAAUCUUAAUAUUCUUUGUAAACUCUUUGGCUCCGUUUCAUUUGAAGCACUGAAAGACUUGUAUGAAAGAUGCAAUAAAGAUAUUGUCUGGGCCACUGGCCUGCUGCUGGAUUCUGAUGAAAAGUUGUAUAAGGACAAAGAUACUGAAUGCUUACAGGAAAAAGGAACAGAACCACUGGUCAUCAACCUUCACUCCAAGGCAAAUACAAACUGUGGAGAUAAUUUGAAUAAUUCUGAACAAAUCAAUGAAAUAAUUAUGACUGAUGGUGUUCUACUUUCAGAAGACAAUAAUUUAUCCAUUUUUGAUACAGAGAGUAAAACUACAGAUAUACUUGAAACAGAUGCUGAAGUACCUGAUUCAUUAAUGAGCCUUUCACUAAAUUCUUUGGUAGAACCCAGAAAUACCAGUGACAUUGCUUCUCAAACUGAUGCAGAAACUACAGGAACAGAAAUGGAGCAAUCCAUUUCAGAGGCACAGGAAGUAAACUUAAAUGAUACAAGCCUGGUUUAUGAAGUGGAAAAUAAGCUACCAGUCUUGCAGCCUGAUGUGGGUUUAUAUGCAUCUAUGCCUUUUCCUAAUGUUCUUAGCUCUUCUUCUGCUAUUUUGGAACCUCAGUUAAAUAAGGAUAGAGACAGUGAACCUUCAGAAAGAGAUCCAGAGAAUCCCAAAGUAGAUAAAACGAUUAUUAAUUUCUUGCAAAUGGAUCAAGCACCUUUGAUGAACCCUGCCAGUGACAAGCAAGAGUUUAGGACUGAUAAAGAAACUCAGGGGAACCCUAUGAUAUCUGUUGGGAAUGUUAAAGAAGAAAGUAAAAUCUCAGAUAGCAAUGAAGACAAAACCAAGAUAUCAAUUUCUUCUCAGUCUUUGAAUAUAGAUUGCCUAGAAUUAACAUUACAGGCCGAACUGGCACUUCAGCUGAAAGAAAUAUUUGGGCCAGUUGGCAUCGACUCUGGAUCAUUAACGCUUGAGGAUUGUGUGGUUCAUAUAGAUCUGAAUCUGGCAAAAGUGAUUCAUGAGAAAUGGAAAGAAUCUAUUAUGAAGCGGCGAAGGAAAGAAGAUGGAUCAUAUAAACUGCUUGUGGAAGGUCCCACGCUGAUUGAGCAGUUAGAUUUAGAUGACUCGGGCACAUUCUUAUCUCAGAGCACAGACAGUAAACUGCAGAAGAAGAAAAUGACUUGGGCCUCAUCUUCAUCUAACACCACACAGAUUAAAAAUUCAGCAGCACCAGAAGUUUUCCCUUUUAUGGAUCACUGGAAUGCACAAACACAGAAAGUAUCACUCAGAGAAAUAAUAUGUGAAGAAAUUGCUUUACAAGAGAAACAGGACCUGAUCAUGCUGGAUUUCAGUGAACAGAAACGUGCCGCUAGCAUGGCUAGAAAAGAUUGUGCUGCCAAAUUGAAGGAGAAGCAACUCUUUGAGAUGUUUCCAACCAUUAAUCAAAACUUUUUAAGGGACAUCUUCAAGGAUAACAACUAUUCUUUAGAACAGACUGAGCAAUUUUUGAACUGUGUCCUGGAGGCAGAUCCUGUAAGAACAGUUGUUGCUCAAGGGGCUGUUCAGCAAAGUGAAACCCUCCCUUCCUGCAGUACAGUGAAGAACCGAGUUAAAAAGGCAAAGAAGUUCAAGGAAGAUGAAGAUGUUAUGAGUAAGAUGGCGUUUCAAGACAUUGAGUACCCUGGAUAUGAUGAUUUUAGAGCAGAAUCUUUCUUACAUCAGCACAAGAGACAGGAGUGUCUGAAAAAGGCAGGGGAGGCAUAUUGCAUGGGUAUGAAGCCUGUGGCAGCAUUUUAUGCACAACAGGGCCGCCUUCAUGAGCAGAAGAUGAAAGAAGCAAACCAUGCUGCUGCUGUGCAAAUCUUUGAGAAGGUAAAUGCCUCCCUGCUGCCCAUGAAUGUUUUGGAUCUGCAUGGUCUCCAUGUAGAUGAAGCCAUGAAUCACUUGUCCAGAGUACUACAGGAGAAAAGUGAAGAGUACAAGCAGACUGGUGGUAAACCCUAUCUCUGUGUGAUCACGGGAAGAGGAAGCCAUAGCCAGGGAGGAGUUGCUCGUAUCAAACCAGCAGCCAUUAAAUACCUCACAAGCCACAACUUCAGUCCAAGUGGUGAAGCUCAUACAUCAUCAGUUCAGCUGUUGUCCAACAGAUGUCAUUUAGGACACUAGUUCACUGAAAUCAAACCAGGCUGCCUGAAAGUCAUGUUGAAGUAAAAAGGUGGUAUGAAGGAGAGUGUGAAAACUGAGGAUACGUAACACAGCUAGAAACUUUAAACAACUACAGAAAAUAUAAUUUAAUUUUCUUCAAAGAAUAGUAUUUUAGUAGCUGUUUUAUAACAGUUGGUUUUUACAGCAUGUUUCCAAGAAAGUUUUAAUAGUGAAAUAUAUCUUUUUUGUAAUCCCAAAGAGUAGCAUUUAUCAGAAAUGCAGACUUGGAACACAUAAAUGUACAUAAGAGAUUUUUAAAGGGAAAUCAAGGUGCCAUUUUCAAGCACCUCAUCCUUCUCAGUACAGCUGGGGCCUAAGAUUAUCUCUGACCCUGUACAUUUUAAUGGUUGUGGAUGCAGUACUUUUUAAAAUACAUGCAGUAACUUGUACAAUUUUAACUUGUUUAAAAUAGUUUACUCUGAAUUAGAAUUUUGGGUUUCAAAGAGUGUGAGGGGGAACUAUGUCGCCAAUACCCACAGAAAUAAUAACCAGUGGGAAAUAGGUGCCUCCACAUAGAGUUCAUUUGAAAAUUCUGGCUCUGGUCUUUUCAGUGGUAGAUUCUGAAGAACAUGAGCCAGUUCUUCUGUGUUUAUUCAUACAAAAUUCUGAAUGGAAGCUACAUCUGAGUGAGGACUCAGAAUGGGGCAUGAAUUAAGUAAGGAAAAUUUGCAAACUCACCUUAGUUCUUAAUGGGGUGGAAAAAGAACCCUCAUUCUCAACUGUUCCUGUGUGACUAUAUUAAUAUUUUACAGGAAAAUCACCCAUUUUGCUGAAUAGCAAUAUACACAGUGAGCAGUGUUUAGUCUUUUAUGAAUUUUCAAACUGAGUAUAUGAGUACUUUUUCAUUUUAAUGAAGUUUUAUUGAUGAUGUAUUUCCAUUCUUUGUGUUUAAAUAAAUCAAGAUACAAUAUAAUAAAUAUAUUGGCACUUCCUCUGCAGAGAAUAUGAUGUUUUUAACUGCAGGGCAUUUCAAAAUGCAAGAGGCAUUUCUUAAGGUGAUAUCUUUUAUUGGACCAACAGUGUAAUUCAGAUAAAGUUAGACAAGCUUUUGAAAGCAAAAUAUGCCUUGCAUUCAAAAGCUUGUUUAACUUUAUCCCAACUACACAAUUGGUCCAAUAAAAGAGAUCACCGUAAGAAAUCCUUGCCUCCCACACAAUUUCUGGACCAACAUGGCUACAUCAUCACUGUUAUACCACCAGGUAUUUCAAACACAUUUUCAAAAUUAAAACAAAUAUUAGAGUGGCAGUUGGUUAAUUUUAAAAUUUGGGAGUACAGAAAUCAAUCCUUUGGCAUUAUUAGUGCCAUAUCAUCCAGAAAAUGUACUUAGAAAUAACAUAAGAAAAUCCCGCUGUACUUUAAUAAAUGUUUUUCAAUAAACAGAGCAUUUUAUUUCAAGAAAAAAAAGAACACAAAGAUAUCUUGCAGUAUGCUUUACCUUUUAAAAUUUUUUAUAUGAAGUCUUGUUUUCAGAGUAGUUGAGAGAAACAGUAGAAACAAUGAUGUGAAAUAUUUUAAAUGUUUUUAAAUUACUAUUUUGGUAAAUUUAAAGCAGUGUGCCUUUGUGUACCCACAAAUACUGGAAUCCAUACAUACUACCAUAUGUAUGUCACUUGCAUAUUAAUGGGUCAUGUACAAGUUUCAUUUGUUUCCACAAAUAAAAGCAAGCAAGGAUUUAGUUUGAGUAAAGAUGUGCUCACAUAUGUAGAGGUCCUUUUGAUAAUUUGUCCUUAUGAUGACAAGUAACUAAUUUAAACUGAAAGAUUUUAUGUUUUCAGAAUAUUUUUAUAUUCAUGUAAUGUAAUGCUGCCAGGGGCAGGGGGUCGGGCACAAUGAUCCAUUGUGGUCCCUUCCAACUCUACAAUUUAUGAAUGCAUACAUACGCGCACAGUUACUAAAGAGUACUAUAAAUAUAAAAGUGAAAUUGUCAUAGUUCGGCAGAUACAGUUAUGUUUCUCUAGUAAUUCUAAGCAACGUCUGAGUGAUGAUAUAAAUACAUUUAAGACACUGUCAAGAACAUAGAUCUUUGUAAUUAAUAACUGCUUUGGUUUGUGGGCAUUUAUGCAUGCAGUUUAGUCCCUUUACUUUAUCUUUGUGCCGUUUUUAUAGGCAGUGUCUGAAAUAUAAAAACUCAGUUCUUCAGGUGCUUAUGAGCAGAAUUCCCUGUACACUUUUGUAUGUUGCUCUAUACACUAUGGUUCUGAAAAUGGUAAUGAGUAGUAAUAUAAAGCCAUAAGAAAAAUAUCCUUUAUCCUUUGGAGUUAGUGGCAAAACUUCCAUUGACUUCAGUAGUGCACAAGUGAAGUGUAAGGCUCUUGUUCAGUAAAACUUUUAAAAUAUGUGCUUAAUUUCAUGAAAUUUGAUGAGACUUUAGACGCAUGCUUAAAUGUUUUCUCAUUUGGGGCCUAAAAUGGAGUAGAAAAGCAGAACAGAGAGAGAAUUACAUAAUGAGAGAGAAAAUAAAAAUUUUGGAUUAUUUGCAAUAUUGUCCAGAAGAAACCCUGGAAUGUUAUUAUUUUGUAGCCUUUGUUUCAGACUGUCCAAUAUAUUUAGUUUACAGUGGGAGAAACUGUUUUUAAAUAAGCCUAUUUUAAAUGGUAUUUUAAAAUAUGUUAAAUUAUGGGCCUCCAACCUUUAUGAUGGCUUUUUAAAAGAAACUGAUUAUAUAAUUUUUACUAAGAAAACGCCAUGCAUUUUUGUAACUGUACUUGUAAAAACAACAAAAAAAAAACAACCACAAAAAAGACUUUCAGAAGCAUUACCACCAGCAUUCUGAAGUAAUAGAAGACUGUUAAAAUAGAGAGGAUGGAGUACAACACACUGAAAAUCAAAUAGUACGUUGACUUCCUUCAAGUCUGUUGCAUCACAGUUUGUUUUUUCUUUAAAAGGAGAAUGAAGAAUAAUUGAUUUUUGCUGUUUCACCUAGCCAGCUGUGUUGAGUACCCAACUGUGGUACCUAUGAAAGUUCACAUAUUAAAAAUACAGUAUUGCAGCUAUCGGUUGCAAAAGCUAUUUGGACCAGUACAUUGGAGGAUAUAAAUUUCUAUCUUAAAUUUGAAAUGGAACAUGGAUUUUUAUGUGUAUAAAGUUGUAAUUUUGCUGUUAACUAUUAUUCUAAUUUUUUACUGGAAUACAGUUUUGUAAUUUGCAUUUAGAAUUUCUUAUGUAAAAAUGAAUUUACAAACAAAAUCUAGUUUAAUAAAGAAAUUUUAU